AGUCGUUUCACGACAGACUGCAUCUUUGGGUUCUUCGAUCAGCGUCUCACAAAAUCCCACAAGAACCAAAACAAACAAGUACACACAGCGACAAUGUGCCAAGCCACCAUCAUCAGCCUCUCUCCCCUGGAGAACCUCUUUCUCGGGGUCCGAGUGGUCGCCCACACCGCAGGCACCAAACUAGAGCAAAUCCGCGAAGAUACCCAGCGAGCCGUCGCCCAGAAACGACAACGCUUUCUUCGCUCGAACCAAGCGACCAUCUUUGCCGAAGAAGAGGCUCGUCUUCAUGAGCAAGUCAUGAUCGAGCAAGAAAUUUUUGAGCGACAACGGCUGAUCGCCGCACAACCGGCCCCCGAAACGGCCCAACCAAAGCCACAAGAAACCAACGGGAGAAUUGUCCUUGCCCCCCGCACAAAGCAAGCACAGCGUGUGAAAAAAAUUGAAAGCAAGCUUGCGUUGAUCCGGCGGAACAUCCAACCACCAAAGAACACCGCUGGUGUCGCCUCUCUUCAGGCGGCCGUGGCGGCUUUCUAGGGCAUCAAGAGAGGAACAAAACCUCCAAAAGCAACCACCGUGGCGGUCCUUCCUUCCUUCCUUCCUUCCCUUCCUUCCUCCUUUGCUUCCUGGCUGCCACCAGAGCACUUGCGCCUCCCCUCCCUGAGGAUUUCCCUCCCGGUUAGACCAAACAAUCACACAUUCACUUACCCAGACGCUUCAUUUUAGAGACAAUAUCAAAUUAACGUAUUAGGCACUUCGCUAGCUUUACACACAAGACCAGACCAAACAUUCACUCACCCAGGCGCUUCAUUUUAGAGAUCUUAUCAAAUUAACGUAUUAGGCAC
Messenger RNA from Seminavis robusta, 842 nucleotides. NCBI's taxonomy places the organism in Eukaryota, Bacillariophyta, Bacillariophyceae, Naviculales, Naviculaceae. The record is from the annotation of a GenBank genome assembly.